Aegilops tauschii subsp. strangulata is the source of this 2094-nucleotide messenger RNA. RefSeq lists its product as uncharacterized. The record is from RefSeq and is a predicted model, not a curated record. Lineage: Eukaryota; Viridiplantae; Streptophyta; Magnoliopsida; Poales; Poaceae. Gene Ontology annotation, molecular function: phosphatidylinositol binding; metal ion binding.
GCACAAACACAAAUCGUUUAUUUUCGUUUACACGCACACACAAUUGUUGUAGGAUACACGUUGAGUUUUCUGGAGAUUUUAACGUGUCCCUCCCGUCUCCCCCUCAGCUACCAACUCGCCCGUCAUCUUCGUCUCCCUCAUCACGCGAAAUCCAAAUCCAAACGAAAGAAAAUCCCCAAAUCCUAAGUCUUCUCCGAACCUGAUCCUCCCGCGCCGCCCGAUUCGAUCCGGCGCCGGGCCGCCGAUCCCCUGCGGCGGCAUGGAGGGGGCCGAUCGCCUGUACCCCUCGGUCGAGCCGUACGACCUCGAGCCCCCGCAGCUCGACGACGCCGCCGCCGCCGCCGUCGGCACUGGCGAGGCUAGGGUUUGCGACCCGCCGGUGAGGUGGGACGAGGAGCCCAAGGAGGGAACCCAUGUAUGCGAGCAAGGGGCGAAAGAUAAUCCUGACAGAGAUGACAUGGAAGACCACCUUAGUGUUGUCAAUAUUUAUGAGAGCGAUGACGAAAUGGCCACCUUCAAGGGAUCAGGAGAAAACAUCCAUUCUGAUUGCCCACUUCGUCAACAAACUGGCAUCUGGGUACCUCCUUCUGUUCCACCGAUGACAAAACAUGAUCAUGAGGAGUGGCAAAAGGGCUUUGUCUCAAAUGCUGGGUACUUCAUAGAAGACGAAUACAAGUGGGAUGUGGAUGAAGACAUCAGGGAGAUGACAAUGUGGGAUGUGUUUGCUGAGAUGGCUGUUGCAGGAAAAGAUAAAUUAUUAUCUGUUGCAUCAUAUGAUUUUGGGAGGCAUAGCAUGUCUCUAGUUUCACACUUCCUUCUUCAAGCGGCUUUGGAGGAUAACUCUCAAACACUUGCAGAGGCCAGUGUUGGUUCUGAACAUGCCCUGCUUGAGACAGAACCGACAAAGUGGUUGCCUGAUAGUGCUGCUCCUUCUUGCAUGCUUUGUGGAGUGCGCUUCCAUCCAGUAAUUUGCUCUCGCCAUCAUUGUCGUUUUUGUGGUGGGAUAUUCUGUGGCGGCUGUUCAAAGGGUAGAAGCUUGAUGCCUCCAAAAUUCGGAACUUCAGAUCCUCAAAGGGUCUGUGAUGUUUGUGGAGUACGUCUUGAGUGUAUUCAGCCUUACUUGAUGAACCAGAUAAGUCGUGCUUGUCAACUUCCGACUAAAGAUUUGACAGACCUGAGCACCUUGAGGUCAUGGUUAAACCUCCCAUGGGCACCAACGAUGGAGUAUGAGAUAUACAAGGCUGCAAAUUCCAUACAUGGGUAUUGUAAGGUUGGAAAGCUGAAUCCAGAGAAGUCCAUUCCUGAUUCAAUUCUUAGACAAGCAAAGGGACUUGCUAUAAUUACUGUGGUAAAGGUUGGAAUGAUGGUCACGUACAAAAUUGGUACUGGGCUGGUUAUUGCUCGCAGAGCUGAUGGUUCUUGGUCUCCUCCUUCGGCCAUAUCUACUUGUGGUGUUGGAUAUGGAGCUCAGGCUGGCGCUGAGUUAGCUGACUUCAUCAUUGUUCUGAGGAACACUGAUGCAAUUAAAACAUUCAGUGGAAAUGCACAUCUGUCACUUGGGGCUGGUUUCGGUGCUGCUGCUGGUCAUCUUGGACGGGUGGCAGAGGCUGAUUUCCGUGCCGGUGAUGGUGGUUAUGCUGCCUGUUACACAUACAGUUGUAGCAAAGGCGCCUUUGUGGGAUGCGCACUCAAUGGAAGUGUAGUAUCAACCCGAAACAACGAAAAUGCCCGAUUCUAUGGCGGUCCAGUCAAGGCAUCAGAAAUCCUUCUUGGUUCACUGCCCAAGCCACCUGCGGCCGCCACUCUCUAUAAAGCUCUAUCCACACUAUUUGAUAAGAUCGGAAAGUAAUCUUCGUCUUUUCAUGUGGUGACACACAUUGUGUCCCUGUUGGUCGUCACCUUUCGAGCUUCAGUGUCUCUCUAGGUAAUUUGCUUGUUUGCUAAUUCCUGGGUGUCAGUCAAGCAACUGUACAGUUUGCCAUUCGUUGGUACGUCAAACAGGUCAUCUAUCCAGUGCCAGAAACUACUCUGUAAAUGUUGUACAUAUGAUCACAAUUGCGCGAGAAAUGAAAAGGGAAAGAAAAUUCUUCAUCA